Aspergillus uvarum CBS 121591 is the source of this 3300-nucleotide messenger RNA. Its product is annotated as MYB DNA-binding domain protein. Gene Ontology annotation, cellular component: nucleus. The record is from RefSeq and is a predicted model, not a curated record. Bases 306 to 3032 code for a protein of 908 amino acids. Lineage: Eukaryota; Fungi; Ascomycota; Eurotiomycetes; Eurotiales; Aspergillaceae. The transcript has a single exon. Gene Ontology annotation, molecular function: DNA-binding transcription factor activity; transcription cis-regulatory region binding. Gene Ontology annotation, biological process: regulation of DNA-templated transcription.
ACAUCCUCCCAGCCUACGUCUGAGACUACAAACGGGCUCAACGAGGGUAUGUACCUGCUCUUGAAUAGACUGGAUCAAUUCAACAUGUGCAUAACACCUCACGCGCUCCGUCACUGUUGCUCAGCAGCUAAAAACAAAAAGAAAAAGAAAUAGAAAAAAAAGCCUAAAUCCCCCAGAACUGAAACAUGACUGACAUAAUGCUUCCCUGAGGAACACCAGACAGUAUCGAGAUCCUCUCGAGUCCUUCACUUGACACGUCCGUGCUCAGUCAAGCCAAGCGACUUCUGCAGUUGGAAAUUGACGAGAUGGCGUCCGCCAAACGCAAGAGAAACAGCACGGGCUUGAAUGCCACCCCCAAUGCCGGCGGGCGAACCGGCUUCGUCCCUCAGACUCCUCAAACACCUCUCACCAACUCCUCGGCCACCCACCCCGCGAAGCGCAAGAAGGUUAAGGGCAGUGAGUCGUCGAAAAAGAAGCAGAAGCGAGAGCAGCAACGCGAGGAAUCCCAAGAGCUUCCGUACAUCAGCAGCCCGGUCUCCGCCAAGCGGACUUCCACGACGAUCGCGACCAAUGGCCACCACCACCACCGCCAGCAUGAUGCACCUCCCGCGGUGCCAGAGAUCCCCGAACCCGAGAUUCCGAUCGACCCAGCCCUGAGGGGCGAGCCCGUCGCUAUCCCGAAACCCCAGGACCAGGUGAUGCAAGAUGCCGACCAGACCGAAACCGCGACCCCCCGGCCUCAAAAAGAUGUGACCCGCGCAUCAUCGGCGCCCAGCGCCUUGGCUCGGCAGAAGAAGGGUCGACGCGUGCAAGCGGAUGACGACAACGACGACGACGACGACGACGAUGACAGCAACAGCAACAAGAACAAGAAUCCCACCGGUAAGACGGGCUUCUUUUCGCCCGACGAAAUCCAGAAACUCGAGGCCUUCAAGCUGGAGUUCUGCACCAUAAACGGCGUGGAGGCGGAUACCUUCGACAUGAUGGUGCAGCACUCCGUCCGCGAGCGACAGGAACAGUGGCCGGUGCAAACCGACAUCAUCACGAAGCCGGACUUCUGGGCGAGGAUCUACGAGAUCAUUCCGGACCGGGCCAAGAGAUCCGUCUACCGAUUCAUGCGCCGCCAUUUCCAGUGUUCCUCCCAGAAGCCUCACCACUGGACCCACGAGCAGGACGAGGAGCUCAUCUCGCUGCACAGAUUGCACGGGGCCAAGUGGGCCUACAUUGCCAAGAUGAUUGGCCGCAGCGACGACGAUGUCGUCCAGCGGUGGAAGAACCGUCUGCAGCAUCGUCGCACGAUGAACCGCGGCUCCUGGUCGGAGCAGGAAGUGCAGGACAUGAUGGACGCUCUGCAAGAGGUCUGGCAUACCAUGAAAGCUACCGGGGUGGAUGUCGGCCAGGAUGUCUACGAGUUGGACGAAGUCUACAUCGCUUGGGGAGUGGUUAGCGACAAGAUGAACAACUGCCGUUCUCGCCAGCAGUGCGCGGACAAGUGGCGGAAACUCAGGGCCAAAGUCCUGAACCAACGCAGGAAGGAAAACCCCGAUGCGUUUCAUGACUCGGCGGUUGCGAAAAAGUCGGGUGGUAGCCGCCGGAGCAAGUCACGGGCCGUGAGUACCCCUCAGCAGAAGCCUAAUCAGAAGUUCAAGAGCAAGGAAAUCGUAGAGUCGGAGGAUGAAGACGUGAGCCAGGAAACGCAGAAAGCGGCGGAGAAGAAAGAGGCGCAAGAACCGGAGGAGGAGGCGGUUGAGGAGUCGGAUCAAGAACCGGAGGAGGAGGCGGUUGAGGAGUCGGAUCAAGAGGAAGAGGAGGAGGAGGAAGAAGAAGAAGAAGAAGAAGAAGAAGAGGAGGAGGAGGAGGAAGACGAAUCUGCCGAGCCAGAAGUCCCCAUUAAGCAUGAACGGCACUCAAUGGAACUAGAUGAUGCACACAUGUCACCACCAUCGAAACAGCCCACUGGGGCCACCCGUCAUAUCACUAAUACGGGCUCGCGCGAGGAUUCCGUUGCCGAUGAAGUUGGCGAUGGCUUAGUCGAUUGGGCCGUUAAGCACGAGCGGAGACAAAAGUCCGACUCGGAGUCAGAGGAGGAGUCGGGAGAGGAGGAAGAGGAGGAGUCGCCCAGCCCUAACGCCAAACGGGAAGUCAAGCCCAACCUUGGCGACAAAGAGGCCGAGAGCGAGAGCGAGAGUGGCAGCGAGAGUGGCAGCGAAAGCAACGAGAGCGAAGAGGAGAACUACUCCACUCCACCCAGUGGGCAGAAAUCCACCAACCUCAAAGUCACCUCCCCCAGCACCGUCACCAAGUCGUCUCAACAGCAGCAGCGAGGAGGCAACAUCAAACCCCGAAGCCCCCCGGCGGUGGCCAUCAAAUCCAGAAAGUCACCUUCCCCCACCGCCUCCGCCUCUUCGUCGGAGGACGAAGAAGAGGAGGAAGAGGAGGAAUCUGGCGGCAGCGACAGCGAAACAAGCAGCACCGGCGGCGACUGGCCCGCCAAACCCACUGCCACUGCCACCAACCGCAAACCCUCCACCAACUCCUCCCCCAUCACUACAGCCAAACGCACCAUCACCACCACCACGGAACCCACCCAGAAACCCCAACAACCCCCGACCAAACCCACCGUCACGCACUCCAAACGCUCCAACCCCACGCCGCCCGAAUCCGACCCCGAAACCGCCUCCGACGACGACGCCUCCGACGAAGAUGCCUCCGACACCACCUCCUCCUCAUCCGAAGAAUCCUCCCGCGCCCCCAAGCAACAAUCCCAACCCCAACCUCAGCCGCAAAGGCCCUCAAUCCCCACCCGCCCCUCCUUCGGCUCCAGCUCCCAACCCACCCGGUCCCCCGGCCAUCGCCUCAGCCUCAAGGAACUCCGGGACGCCAGCCUCAGCAAGGCGAACAGCAAACUCAAGGCCCUCAAGCCCAACACGCUGAACGACAUGUUGAGCGAUGCGAAGUUGCGGGCCAAGGCGGAUUCGUCGUCGGAUGACGAUGAUGAUGAAUCCUCAGAUUCGGAUUCGGAUUCCGAGUAAAAGCUUCGGGUUGGGUAGACGGACGAACGGUGUAUGUGUUUUUGAGUCCGGGCGUGCUAGGUCGCUUUGUAUGUAUGGUUGAUUGUGGAUUUCUGUCGUGUUGAGGGGAUCAAAUGAUUUCCUAUUCCGGAUGGCAAUGAGAAAUGGGGAGGUGGGAGGAGGGAGGGAGAGAGUGUGUAAAGAUGAUGAUGAUGAAGUCCAUACUUUGAGUUGAAUAAUUUGUCAGUUGCGAUAAGUUAGAUUAUGAAUGAUAUGGAUGGAGUACGGC